Messenger RNA from Dreissena polymorpha, 780 nucleotides. RefSeq names its product serine/threonine-protein kinase pim-3-like. Gene Ontology annotation, biological process: protein autophosphorylation. Gene Ontology annotation, cellular component: cytoplasm. Lineage: Eukaryota; Metazoa; Mollusca; Bivalvia; Myida; Dreissenidae. Bases 1 to 780 code for a protein of 259 amino acids. The transcript has a single exon. Gene Ontology annotation, molecular function: protein serine/threonine kinase activity; ATP binding. The record is from RefSeq and is a predicted model, not a curated record.
AUGCGGUACCACAUUGGGAAUUUGAUUCAAACUGGCGCGACUGCUCGUGUGUUUGAAGCGAUUCGCUGUACUGACAAAAAGGUUUUCGCCAUGAAAGUCGUCAAAAACGUUAAGGGGCUGACUUCGUUUCCAGAAGAAAUAGUAUUCAACCAAACGUUGAAAGCAUCUGGAAUCAAAGGUGUCAUUAACAUGCACGAGUACGCUCUCGACUACGAAAGAGACAGAUACGUGAUGAUCAUGGACUACAUGCCAAUGGACUUACACACGUAUGUGUCAAGCCGUCAAACACCGAUGACCGAAGACGAAUGCUGUAACAUCAUCAGUCAAAUAGUCAACAUUCUACUUCACAUGCAAAAUGUUGUUUGCGUGCAACAUAUGGACCUUAAAAUGGAGAACGUGUUGAUAGAUCCUGAAACGAAAGAGGUUAAACUCUGUGAUUUCGGACAUUUAGCGCAAAUAGCACAUUUGUGGACGGAUUCAACAUCGAUAGGGACGAAAUGUUACUGGGCACCAGAAACUAUUAAGGAAGGAAGAUUCUACCCAAAGAGAACCAUAGUAUGGCAAAUUGGCAUUCUCGCUUAUGACCUCUUACAAGAAAUUCCAUGGGAUGUGUACAAAGACGGAAACCUGCAAGACUUGACUUUUGAACGUUAUAAGUCUGGCAGGGCCGUGGAAUUUAUUCAGGUUUGCUUGGAACCAGACGUGCGCAUUCGUGUGGAACUCGAUGAAUUAGUGUAUAUGAGGUGGAUAGAAGAAAUGAACAACAACGAAAUGGUUUAA